Messenger RNA from Mya arenaria, 7998 nucleotides. RefSeq names its product neuroendocrine convertase 2-like. Gene Ontology annotation, cellular component: membrane. The transcript has 13 exons. NCBI's taxonomy places the organism in Eukaryota, Metazoa, Mollusca, Bivalvia, Myida, Myidae. The record is from RefSeq and is a predicted model, not a curated record. Gene Ontology annotation, molecular function: serine-type endopeptidase activity. Bases 78 to 2123 code for a protein of 681 amino acids. Gene Ontology annotation, biological process: protein processing.
GUUAACAAAUACAACGCAAAACGUUUCAAUCGGUGUUUGACCUUGAGGAGCUAUUGAUAAUAUACUGCUCCACAUUAAUGUUAGUGAUGAAACUGAUAUGGAAAUAUGAUUAUUUUGUUUUAUCCAUUCUUAUUUGUAACUGUGUGAGGACAGUAGAAAUCGAUUCCCAUGCUAUACGCAUCGUUGUGAAGUCAGAAGAAAUACAUUUAAAUAGCAUAAAGGAAUCAUUUGAAACAUAUAACUUUCGUUUUGAUGGAAAGAUCAGUAACAACUUGGUCAUAUUUAAAACAAAUAGUUUUGGUUCACAUCGACUGAGUUCGUACGAAUUAGAAAUUCUUCAGCAUUCGAACAGUCAAAUACAAAAACUAUCCCAGAGCUACAGUCUUUAUUCCGACAUCGAAAGAGAAGAGGAAACGACAGAAAGCAAUUCUGAGAAUGACGACCUUGAAAUCGAUGAUGAUGGUUUUGCAAAUGUUUGUGCACCGUUUUUCGACACCGCUCUGGGAAUUGACAAGGCAUGGGCUAAGCAUGGCGUCAGUGGAAGAGGAGUAGUGGUAGGGAUUACAGACGUCGGUCUUAAUUCAGAGGAAAUGGAUAUAACGAAUAUUGUAAAUAAAGAGCUGUCUUGUGACUUUUUGACCGGUGUUCCUGGAGACUUUUCAUCGAUAAAUGCAUAUCUUGGCAGAAAAAGCCAAGCCGCUGCUUCUGUCGGCCUUAUCGUUGGAAAAAAAGCUGGUGAUGCAUGCAUUAAGUGUGGACAAGGUGUGGCCUACGGAGCGAAAGUGGCAGAUUUACAGUUCGCAAAAAGCAAAGGAAACCAAAGGAUGUUUCCAUAUAUAGAUUCCGCAAUUUACGCACGUGCUCUUUCACACCGACGGGAUGCUAUUCAUAUUCUUUCCAACCGAUGGGUGCUGAGAGAGCCGUUUAAAAAGUCUGACUUUUAUGAAGAUGACGUUUUAACGGAAGGCCUGCGACAAGGUAGGCAUGGUCUUGGGUCUGUGUACGUUUUUCCUGCUGGACAGCCUGGAUCAGGUUUGGCUAAUCACAUCGGUAGCAUCACCGUCACGUGUUUGGGUGUCAAUGGAACUGUUGCUGAUGUUAGCUCGGUCAAUGCAGCUACCCUUGUGUCUGUCUUUUGUAAUGGACGAAGAAAAACAGAUACUAGAAUGGUGACCUCUGGCUAUAAAAACAGAAAGUGUGAAACAACACACGACGGUGAAUUGAUCAGCACCGCCAUUGUUUCCGGAAUGAUUGCACUCCUAUUAGAGUCCACGCCCCAUUUGACUGUUCGAGACAUAAAACAUAUUUUGAUACGGUCCUGUAGCCAUCUUGGGCUAGAGUCAACAUCUGAAUUUCAACGAAACGGUGCUGGGAAACAUUACCACCCCAAAUUGGGAUUUGGCUAUCCAGACAUUUCGGCAAUGAUUGACCUUGGUAUGGAGUGGCAACAGUUGCGACCUUUAUGUACAAGAACAGUCGACAUCUCAACGAAUUCACGUCCAAUCAAGUCAACGGAUAUGUACGUUCGCGAAUCGUAUAAUAACGUUAGUUGCGACACGAACACGCCAUGUAUAGACGAGAUGGAAGAAGUUAUAAUUGAAGUGGACUUUGUGUAUUCAAAACAACAUGGCAUGAGGCUUUGGGUUGUGUCGCCAACUGGGACUGUAUCGACCUUAGCCGAGCCCGAUCGCAAUCAGAAAUUGGGACGGGAAGGGAUUAUAAAUACAAGGUUUCGGUCGAACAACUUUUGGGGAGAAAAAAGUCAAGGUCUCUGGCGUGUAUAUCUUGGAUGUGACUUGUCGAAUAUUACCCCUUUUUUGUAUUAUAGCUGUCAUAUUGCCAAGACGCGUUUGACGAUAUAUGGAACUGUGAAUACAGAAUAUGCUGGUCAAUAUUCCCUGAUAAAUGCACAUGUUACAUCUAGCAUGGGGAACAAUGAUUCAUCCAACCAAGUAUUUUUUCAUGUAACAGUAAAAAAAGGCACUGUGAGUUCUGAUUUGAGGUAUUAUACAGGAUUUGGGGUUAUCUUGGGAGUAGUUAUUGUCAUUGCUUUAUGUUUGUUUUUCUUUAGUUUGAAAACAGGUAGUUGUCCUCACCCGUCGCAUGCUGACACCUGGGUCUAAUCGGCGUCAAACUCACCUAUGAAACUGAAUGACUUUAGUAAGGGUUGACAUAUCUUGACCAAACUUGGUCUAUAGAAAGAGUUUAUGGAUACCUUUCAUGGGAUUGUGUUUGGGGUCCCUAGGGUCAAGGUCAAGGUCACAGUUAUUAAAAAUAGAAAAACGGUUGAAACCGAAUAACUUUAUUUAAGGUUGACAUAUCUUAACUAAACUUGGUCUAUAGGAAGAGUUUAUGGAGACCUUUCAUGGGAUUGCGUUUGGGAUCCCUAGGGUCAAGGUCAAGGUCACUGUUACUAGAAAUAGAAAAAUGGUUGAACCUUAAUAACUUUAGUCAGGAUCCACAUAUAUUGACCAAACUUGGUAUAAAAGAAUAGUUUAUGGAUACCUUUCAUAUGAACUUAAACCAAAGAUUUAUGUCAAGUAUUUGAUGCUUUUGUAGCACCUGUUCUUAGUUAUGCUUCGGAAAUAUAGGGUUAUAUCAUGUCUAAAGAAAUUAAAAGAACUCAUUUAAAAUUUUGUAAACGUCUGUUAAAUGUUAGAAAAAAAUACAUGUACAGCAAUUGUUUAUGGUGAGCUUGCCAUAUCCUCUUUAUAUACAUAGAUUUGUUAGAAUUAUCCAGUAUAAGCUUAAGGUUAAAAUAUAUGAUAAUGUCAUACUACGGACUGUAUAUAGGUAUGCACUAUCAGAAUGUGUAAUAGGUAAUAGGUAAGAAUAACUGGGUAUCAAAUAUUAAAAGCGUUUAAAAAAGUAUGGCUUUGGAUAUGUAUUUGAUAACGCCAGUGUACCACAUGGAAAGUACUUUUUGUGUGAGUUAAAAACUAGAAUAAAUUAUUGUUUUAGGCAAUAGUGGUAUCGAUCCCGUGAUAGUCCAGUAUUUUUUUUGUAUAAAGCAAUUAAAAACGCUUUUGGUUUUGAGCAUUAUUUAGACAUAUUACCUAAAAGCGUACGCCUUUUCUUUUGUAGAUUUAGACGUUUUGUUCACCCUUUAAGAAUCCAAACGGGUAGAUCUAACCGUAAUCGUAUUCAACGUGAUGACAUAUAUUGUUUAUGUUGUAAUAGAAAACAUAUGAAAGACGAAUUCCACUUUUAGCUCGACUAUUCGAAGAAAAAUGAGGCUUUACUACUCGUCCCGGCGUCGGAGACCGGUUAAAGUUUUAAGGCAUUUUCACUUAUAACUUCAAUACCUUUCAUUUAAUUCACUUAAUACUUCACAGAGUUGUUCAGGGCCAUAACACAAUGAGGUUAGAUAACUUCAUAUUAUCAGGUUAAAGUUUUAGAGCAAGUUGGGAGUUUUCCUAAUAACUUCUAUACCCUUCAUUCAAUUGACUUAAUACAUCACACUGUUAUCGACGACAUCUUACAAUUAUGUUACAUUACACCAUUUCAUCCUAAAUACAGAUUGUGGCCCCUGAUUGACUUAGGGACUUAAGUUAAAAUUUUAAGCUCAUUGUGUCAAGUUAAAGUUUAAGGGCAAGUCGGUAUUUUCACUCAUUACUUUUAUACCCUUCAUUCAUUUGACUUAAUACUUCACACAUUUGAUUACUGCUAUCACACAAUUAGGUUACAUAACUCCAUAUUAACCCUCAAUACAUAUUUUAGCCCUCCAUUGACUUUUUUUAUUUAUGUUUUUUUGCUUUUGACGGGCACAUUUUUUUUAUAUUUUAACCAAAGUGAAACCAGGUUAUAAGAAUGGCUUAUGCCGUUGUAUGGGCGGAACGGCAUAAGGGGGCGUUGGUAUUAUAUAUCUAUACAUUUUAAUCACCACUGUUUGGGGUUCAAGCACAGAUUUUUUUUUUAAAUCUUGACAGCCGACUUGGUACAAAUGCACAGUCAUGCAUAAGUUGUCAUGUUAAUUACAAAAACGUGUGUGCUUUGGGACGUUAAGCUGUCACAUUUGCCUCGUAUUCUUAGUAUUUAAGUUGGAACAUUUCUUUGUGUAAGAGAAUCCAGGUUGAGUCCGGAAGUUGUGAUGGACUCACAUGUCUGUUAGGUUAUGGCAGAGACAUAGAGAAUAUUAUAUUUUAUCUAAAAAUUUGUUAUUAUGUUAAAAAUGAACAUUUUGAUAAAGAAAAAACAUUUGAACAAUUGUUGGUUUGAUGAGUUAGAGUUCUGCUGGUUAGACACUUAAGAGUUCUAUAAAGUUCUGGAGAGUUACAUGGCAUUACGUCACACGAGUGUUUUUUGUUUGUUUGUUUGUUUCAAAUGUUAUUGCAAGGCUUGGGAAUAUUAUAUAUACUAAGCAUAUCUAAUUAAAAGGGAAAUUCAUCCAGAUACAUCGUCGCGUACAUUACUAAUUGUUUUUAUUUCUUCAACAAUAAGUUAAAAUUAUUGUAGUUGAUGGCGUAUCCUUGCACCAUUUCGAUUUGUUUCUCCAACAUACCUUGCCAACGAGUCAUUUUAAUAUUAACCAUCUUUAAUGCUUCGAUUAAUUAAUUGAUUGAUUGCCUGUUUUCGGAUAUAUGAGACUGGGAUACGUUUAAAAUAUAUAUUAAUUGAUAUUAGAAAAGAAAUAAUCUGGGGCAAUAAAUUUAUAAAACAUAAUAAUAAAAGCAUACUGUUUAAGAAUUGGAUUGAAUCGGAUAUAAUAUUCGUAAACGACAUUCUUUCAAAUACUGGCACUAUAGACACCAAUCUGAUUCUAAAUAAACUUAAAAACAAAACUAAUUGGAUAGCGGAAAUUAAUAUAGUUAAAAAGCCAUUCCGAUCCAAUGGAAAAUAAUAAUAAUGUCAAUUCAAAACUUUUAAUAAGGUUUCGGAACAAACUAAUCAACGAAAUGACAAAUAAGGAAAUAUAUCAGCUCUUUGUCCGGCAAAUUUUCGAAAAACCGUAUAUCCAUAGUUACUGGAAUAAACGUGUACAAGAAAGUAUCUAGUGGAAAUCAUGGUAUUAUAUAGUUCAUGAAUCUAUCGUUGACAACAAAGUUAAACAAUUCAAAAUUAAAUUAUUAAAUAGUUUAGUGGCGACUAACUUAAAUUUAUUUACAUGGAUUGUGAGACAGUCCCCUGUGUAUGUGUUGUUCUGAAAGUUGAAGAUUAUCAGCAUUUGAUUGUUCUUCAUUAUCCAAUUUUGGUCGACGAUAAAUGCCUUAUUUAAAAAAUGUGGUAUAAAGAAAAUGUUUAAUGACAUCAAAUAUAUUGUAUUGGGAUAUAAGAUAUACCAAAAAGAAUACAACUGUGUUAAUAUUGUUUAAAGUCAAAUAUUUUACUGUAUAUUUAAAACAUACUUCAUAUGCGACCGGAGAAUGAAGCCCAUAAAUAUAUUUUCUUAUUUAUAUUACGAUCUGAUUGCUUUAGAAACAUACCUACGAAUAAAAAAUGUCAAUUACCGAUUCCUGAAUGACUUUAUAAAAAACCUUAAGUACAUUCAAUAGAUACUUUGAGUAUAUAUAUAUUUUUUAAAUCUUUGUUUAUGUAAUACUUUAUUACCUGUGACAUUGUUGCUUUUAUGAUCUAAUAAACGGACUGUUAUACUUUAGCAGUUCCAAAAAGAAAAAGAAAAACGUUUAAAACGGUUAAACUACUUUCGAGAAUAUGUAUCACCGUUUGUUGUGUAUGCGCUAUCUUAGCAACGUUAUGUCUCAAGGCUUGAACGUCAGAAUCGUCUGUUACCCCGAAUAGAAAUUUGAAUAUGCCUACCAAAGGCAAUAUAGACCGUUUAGAUCGUUGGCCUAAAGUUCGUAGAUCUUUAUAGCUAAAUAAUAUUUUUGCGUAAGUGUCCUGCACGUUUCCCAAAUCUAACUAAAUGUUUUCGAUGGUUUCAAUGAAUGCGUCUUUAUCAGUAUACCUUUCAUUCUUCUCAACAUGCAUUAUAACUUGAUUAGCCAUUUCGGUACUAUUUGUUAAUCAUUGAUCAACUUGAUCAAGAAAAUUCGCAAACACAUUAGUGUCGAUAACCAGAGCUAAUUGCCAGUAUCACUAGGUGACAGAAAUAUCUUUUAGUUUUUGACAUAUUACAUUAUCGUAUAUUUCAAAAGCAACGAUCAUGCCAAUUGCGUUUGGUUUUAUUCAUAAAUUGUCACCAAAAACUAGACGAGCUGUAUAUGUAUUUGUAUUUCCUUUCUACAUGUUUGUUUGUUUUGUUUCCUGUUGUUGUUUUAUCACACCUGAUGUAUCUCCAAUCUAUUGGUAUUAGGUUCCUCUAUAAACGGCAAUACUGCUUCUAUUUUCAUGUCUUAUUCGAUUUCUUUCCACAAUUUUCAAGGUUUAUGUGUUAAAGAAUAUAUUUAACAUUCUCACUUCCAUAUCAACCAUCAUGCACGCUGAUUUGUGUGUAACUUGGUUGAUGUUUUCCUUUUUUUCUUUUGUUCUAUCCAUUUUUGAGUAUUUACUGGAAAAUCUGUCAAUGAUGCAAAACUCAUUUAAAAUGUGUUAUACAUGAAACUUUAUAUAUUUUGAUUGUUUAUAUGUGUGUGUAUUCUAUAUGUAUGUUUAUAUUUUGUGUAAUGUGACGAUGAGCUGUAUAUGCUUAAGUCAAAAAUAAAUUUUCUGUUCUGUUCUGUUCUGCGUACAAGAGUACAAGGUAAUCAAGAUUAUUCAUCCUUGUUUUUUUUCUGAAAAUAGAUUAUUAAUAUAAUUGUUAACAAUCAAUCAGUAACAAUCGAUAUAGAGAUAUUUACAGUAUUUACAAACAAUGCACUAAUACCGUGCGAAGCCUCUAUGUAUGUGAACAUGUAUACAUAUGCGAAAGUCAAAUAAUAUUCUUCUACUAACUUUGAUAAUUGCAAUAGUACUUUUUCAGUUCAUCCUUUAUAUGUCAAUAAUACUAGACGCUAUCUGCAUAGUUUAGUUGUAAUGUUGAUAUAUUUAUAUGAAAACAUAACACAAAAAAACUGUAAAAUUUACGUGUAAUAAAAUAUGUUCUUUUCUGUUCUGUAUACUAUUAUAGUUUGAUAGAUUUGUGAUUUACAAUUCCAGUUCAUCCUUAAACGUAUAUAAUACAUAUUAUAAUCAAUUUAAGUGUAAUUGUAAUAUAUUUUUUUAUUUAAUAUGUAUAUGAAACACAAAAACUGUAUAGUAUACGUGUAAUAAAUUCUGUUCUGUUCUGUUCUAUGUCAACAUUCUCAUAGCAAAUCGUAGACAGCUUUUACAUAGCACAACUUUGUCAUAAGACACAGCAUAACGGACAAACAUUUUAACAUUGUUUUUGUCGCGUUCUUUUUAUGACUCGAAUCCUUCUUAUGCUUUUUAGUAGUAGGUAUUUUAGCUGAAACAGUCUCAAUAUUCAUUUCUUCAUAGUCGCUCGUGUAAUCACUCACCUAUGGUCUCGAAUAAUUUUAGUUAGGUUUGCCAUAUGGUGACCAAACUCGGUAUGUAGGAAGAGCUUAUGUAGGCAUGCAAUAUUUGGUCAAGAUCACUGUUACUUGCAAAAAAACCCCAGUUAAAACUGGAUCUCACACCGAAUGCUUGUCUUUCUUUUUUUAUUGCUUUUGACAGGCAUAUAUUACAUCAUUACUAUAUUCAUUUCUAAGACAAGGCAGCAUAUAAUCAUUUGUGCUGUCUUACAAUAGCUCUUGUAUUUGAAAUUGUCGAUGCUUUGAUCUUAUUAGAAAGAAAUACAUCAAAUAACACGUCAUCAUUAUAUUUGUCCAUCUGUACUAAAAUUUAUUGAAUUGUUAAAUACAAAAAAAAUAGACAAGAACUCAUAAAACUAUCUUUAUUUGUCAAAGAAGCGUAAUGUACAAAACGAACAAUUUUAAAUAUUGAAUUAAAAUAAGGAUUGGUUUUUGUUUGUUCUUUGUUUUUGGUACAUCCUCAAAUACUUUGAAUAUGUCUAUAAAUUUGUAUUCUUAUUGACUUAUUAUUGAAUUACCCGUGUUUUCACCUGGUGUUAAAUUAUUAUAUUGAGACACUUUGUAUAAGUCUUAAUAAAGUAUCUGU